CUCAUUGGCUGCUCUGCACCGUCUGGAGGAAGUUGGAUGCGCGCUCUCCUCGCAGCAUCCAGAAGACACCUGGAUAAAUAAAAUAAAAAAUAUAUAUAAAAUCUGUUGCGAUGGGGAGGAUCAGGAAAAACCACUUUGGGAUUUUGACUUUUUCCCUCAUGGUGACUUUGGUCUGGACUCAAAACGUGAAGGAUAUCAAAGAUCCGAGCAACAUGCCCCUGGUGAAGGAAACCGUGGACCGGCUGAUGAAAGGAUACGACAUUCGGUUGAGGCCAGAUUUCGGAGGUGCUCCCGUGGCCGUGGGAAUGAACAUAGACAUCGCCAGCAUAGACAUGGUCUCUGAAGUCAACAUGGACUACACCUUGACCAUGUACUUCCAACAAGCAUGGCGGGACAAGCGCCUCUCCUACUCUGAGAUCGCCUACAACCUGACUCUGGAUAACCGGGUGGCCGACCAGCUGUGGGUCCCUGACACCUACUUCCUCAACGACAAGAAGUCCUUCGUUCACGGCGUCACAGUCAAGAACCGCAUGAUCCGGCUCCACCCUGACGGGACGGUGCUUUAUGGACUCCGGAUCACCACAACUGCAGCCUGCAUGAUGGACCUGCGCCGCUACCCUCUGGAUGAGCAGAACUGCACGCUGGAGAUAGAAAGCUACGGAUACACCACCGACGACAUCGAGUUCUACUGGCGGGGCGGAGACGGCGCCGUGUCCGGGGUCGACAGAAUAGAGCUCCCACAGUUCUCCAUCGUCGACUACAAGCUCAUCUCCAAGAACGUCGUCUUCUCAACAGGUUCCUACCCCCGCCUGUCCCUCAGCUUCAAACUGAAGAGGAACAUCGGUUACUUCAUCUUGCAGACAUACAUGCCUUCCAUCCUGAUUACCAUCCUCUCCUGGGUCUCCUUCUGGAUCAACUAUGAUGCAUCGGCUGCCAGAGUGGCCCUGGGGAUCACCACGGUGCUGACCAUGACCACCAUCAACACCCACUUGCGAGAGACGCUCCCUAAGAUCCCCUACGUGAAGGCCAUCGACAUGUACCUGAUGGGCUGCUUCGUCUUCGUCUUCCUGGCCCUGCUGGAGUACGCCUUCGUCAACUACAUCUUCUUCGGCCAGGGCCCCCAGAGACAGAAGAAGGCGGCCGAGAAGGCGGCCACGGCCAACAACGAGAAGCUGAGACCCGACCCGAACAAGUGGCUGGUGGGAAAUGUAGUUCAAAGAGAUGAUGCUCUGUAUGCCAGAAUGAAACAGAGGGAAAUUGACGCGUAUGACUCGAUGUGGGAUCCCAUCUUUGUGGACGAUGCCGCAUUAGGACUAGGCGAUCAAAGAAAUAAGAUGACCCCGGACGACAACAUCCUCUUCAGCACCAUGGAGAUGAAGAACGAGAUGGGCGGCGCCGGGGAUCUGUCCCGGGGCCUGGGAGCGCCGGGAGAUCCCCGCAACACCAUGCUGGCCUACGACAGCACGACGCUGCAGUACCGCAGGGCGGCCAUGGCCCGGCAGAACUACGGCCACAGCGCCUUGGAGCGCCACGCCCAGAAGAAGUCCCGCCUACGAAGACGGGCCUCGCAGCUCAAGGUGAACAUCCCAGACCUGUCCGACGUGAACUCUAUCGACAAGUGGUCCAGAAUGAUCUUCCCCACUGUCUUCUCCUUCUUCAACGUGGUCUACUGGCUCUACUACGUCCAUUAAAACCCGGCGGCGUCUGGAGGCCGGCUUGUGGUCGGCACGUGACGAAGAAGAAGGGUGGUGGGGGCGGGGUUUGGGAGGAAGAUGCGAGAGCGAGAGAAAUGCGUGCUGACUUUUUUAAAGCUGGUUUGUUUUAAAAGGAACACAAGGAGACUUCAAAAACUUUUCGAUGGACUGCAGCGGCACCCACUUCAGUCAGCUGUGGCUCUUUCAGGAUUUGGGAAACACCUUCAAACAGCAGAUGGACGAGCACUCAGAAUAAAAAAAAUCGAAAUAAAAACAAAACAGACGAGUGAGCUUUGAAGAGACAGAAACGGUGCCUGUAUCAGAACUUCAAAAUAUAUCACUAAUAUUUGUCAUUCGUAGCUUAAUCUCUGUGGAUCAAAUAUUUAUGCUUGUGUUUGCAUAUACUUUGAGGAUUUCUUUUUGUUUUAGUAUCUAUUUACUUCGUAGCCGAGCCGUCUGCAUCCGGGAAAGCUUUAUAAAAAAAAUUUUAAAGGAGUCAUACUUGAUAGUCUAUUUUCCUAUAAUUACUGUAUAUCAGAAACUUUCUUUAAAAGCAUGCUUACGUUGGAUUUCAUUUGCAUUUCAGUCACAACAAAGACAAAGCAUUUUUAGUUGUAUUAGUUUCUUCUGUUAGUUGAAGUUUGCAGCUUUUUUUUGGCGUGAAUCAGCCAACCUGGGCUGGAUGGUGACAGGUGGACAGCAGGGGCCGCUCUCCAGUCUGAGCACCCACAUAGAGCUUUAAUUACUCAUUUUCCGAAUGGGUCUGAAUUAUAUCCGAGGAGUGAGCCGAGCUGUGUGGUGGUGGAUGCGCCGCUUUUGCUGGGCUGAAAGUUCAUUUUUGGUGUAUUUUAAAUUAUUUAUUUAUUUAUUUAUUUUGGGUUCCAUUUGACUUUUCCGCCAUCGUGCAAGAGGCUGGCUUUAACGCAAAGCAAAGCGAGCGCAAAGAACUUUUCUGACGGGUUUUCAUUGCAAAAAAAACGAAGCUGCUGCGUAAACAUGGCAAUCCACAAUCAUCAUUAUCCGUAGAGUUGAAUGAUAGAAGUAAGAUGCAUUUUAUUGUGAUUAGGUUUCCGUUAAUUAAAAAAAAUGUAGAUAAACACAAAUCAUGUUUGAAGAAAAAAAGCGAUGAUUCAUUUUUAUAAACCAGUGCUCACAUUAUUGUAUAAAUACUACAGAUUUAUUCUAUUUAAAUUGCUUCUUUGUUGUUGUUUUUGCAGUUAAAUUGCAGCUCAGAUGUUCCAUUCACUCAAAAAUAGAUAGAAACUACCUAACUUAGAAGAAAAUAAAACAUAAAUCACAACAUUGCUGACUGUACUUUUGAGACGUUUUCUUUCUGUCUAAAUUUUCUUUUCUUUUUUCUUUUUAAUGGACUCUGAAAGAGUCUACUUGCUGAAACUGAAGCACUUCCAGAAACCAGAGACUUUUGGGUCAAUAUUUCAAGAAAUGACAUAACAAGGGCCCCCUCCUUCACACACACACACCCCUACACACACCCUCACACACGCACGCACACACUAUCCAGGCAAAUAUUGAAGUCAGGCAUAUUUUGUACAAAGUUUCUGUAAAUUCUAAUUGUAAUAUUUCAUAAUGACUGUAAAUAUCUUGUGUAAUAUCUGUCAUCAAAUACGAAGAUGUAUCUAAAUUCAAUUAAAACUCGAUUCAGUCUAUCACUUCAACAACGGA
Molecule: messenger RNA, 3377 nt
Organism: Austrofundulus limnaeus
Lineage: Eukaryota; Metazoa; Chordata; Actinopteri; Cyprinodontiformes; Rivulidae
Gene: gabrb2a
Product: gamma-aminobutyric acid type A receptor subunit beta2a
Exons: 10
Coding region: 111-1691 (526 amino acids)
Biological process (GO): monoatomic ion transmembrane transport
Cellular component (GO): membrane
Molecular function (GO): GABA-A receptor activity; extracellular ligand-gated monoatomic ion channel activity
Source: RefSeq, a predicted model, not a curated record